This is a messenger RNA of Drosophila bipectinata, 2257 nucleotides long. It is a transcript of the gene Pngl, whose product is annotated as N-glycanase Pngl. Gene Ontology annotation, molecular function: peptide-N4-(N-acetyl-beta-glucosaminyl)asparagine amidase activity. Gene Ontology annotation, biological process: glycoprotein catabolic process; protein quality control for misfolded or incompletely synthesized proteins; protein deglycosylation. Gene Ontology annotation, cellular component: cytosol; nucleus; cytoplasm. The record is from RefSeq and is a predicted model, not a curated record. Lineage: Eukaryota; Metazoa; Arthropoda; Insecta; Diptera; Drosophilidae.
UCCAAGUACCUUUUCCAACACUUGCAUACCUUUGUUUUUAACCUCCUACUGCCCCCAAAUAUCCCAGACUGUAUCCAACCUGAUAGCGGAGGCCGAGUCAUCAAACAUGGUGGACAUCAACCUGGAGUGUGUGCGCCUGAUUGAGCCGGAGGCAACCAGAACCGAGGACUAUAAGGGGCUAAAAGACGCCUAUCUGGAAGCAGUGCGCAUCCUGCUGGUGUUGUUGGAGAAUGUUUUGUCCCAACCAGAAAACCCGAAGUAUCGAACUAUUCGGUUGGAGAACAAGGCUAUAAAAGAGAAGCUUUUGUCUUUACCCGGGUGUGAGCAAUUACUGACCGCCAUUGGCUUCACUCGAAGCCCGGGCUCAAGUGCCUUUACCCUUCCUAGCGAGGUCUCUCUGCAGCAGGUGCAGCAGUAUCGAGAUGCACUGCAAGAAAGGCGCUCGGCUUGGCUUAGCGGAGCCUUGCCCAAAGUGGAAAGUCCUUCGCAGCCGAAAGCCCCAUCUCAUCCGCCUUCGCCGCUAUUUAUUAAGCCCCUGGUGGAGUACCGACAACGAAUCACCUUUCCGCGGGUGCUGCGUACUUCCAAUAACUUUCUUCAGUCACUGGAGCUGUACUCCGACUCUGUUAUGCAGUACGAAGACCAGCUGCUGUUAGCUACUGGUCUCACUCUAAUCCCUGUAGAGGAUCUAACAUCGAAGGCUUCUACGAAAUUGGCGGAAAUGCAGGAAGACAUUGCUUCUGGAGGGACCCAAGAGAAGGAGCCCUGCAUUCGGGACCUCCUUCUGGUAGAACUGGUCAACUGGUUCAACACACAGUUUUUUGAGUGGGUCAACAACACGCCCUGUUGCGUGUGUGGCAGCGAGGAGAGCACGCUGCGGCGCACCCAACGUGAAGGCGACAUCCGGGUGGAGGUCACUGUGUGUUGCGGCCAGGAGAGCAAAUUCUACCGCUACAACGACAUCUCGCAGCUUUUGGUUACUCGAAGAGGCCGCUGCGGUGAAUAUGCUAACUGCUUUACAUUUUUAUGCCGAUGCCUGGACUACGAUGCUCGGAUGGUGCACUCUCACUUUGACCAUGUGUGGACUGAAGUUUACUCCGAAGCACAGAAUCGCUGGCUGCACGUGGACCCUUCUGAGAACGUCGUGGACUCCCCACUGAUGUACCAACAUGGCUGGAAACGGAACAUUGACUACGUGCUUGCCUAUUCGCGUGACGACAUCCAAGACGUGACAUGGCGCUAUACAAACAACCAUAAACAGAUCUUGCAGCUUAGGCGGCUUUGUAGUGAAGACGAGUUGGUCCGAACUCUUUGCGAGAUCAGAGCUAAGCGGCGCCAAAAUUGUAGUGCCGAACGCCGGUUUUUACUGGGGCAGCGUAACAUGAGUGAGGUUAUUGAGUUCACCAUCGAGCGCGUCCCAACGGAGAACGAGUUGAAAGGCAGGAGCUCAGGAAGUCUUUCUUGGCGGCAAUCCCGUGGCGAACACACUUUUACUAAUAUUUUUGUCUUCUCCCCCAAUGAACAAGAGCUCAAAAGACGCCAGCUUAAUAUACGCUACAGCUGCGCUACCGAUACAUACGAACGUUACACCAAAGAUGAGGCUCGUAUUACUGUGAUAGACACCUACAAAACGUGGCAGAGUGCUCAAUUUUCGUCAAAGAAUAUUUUUCGGAAAGUAGAACGCGAUUGGAAGAUGGCGUAUUUGGCCAGGUUGGAAGACACCGAGUCCGCAGAAAUUGUUUGGAAAUUUGAUUUCACCAAGUCCAAUGUUAAGGUUAGGUCCUACAACCUAGUCUUCGAAAAGAAAACUUUCGGCGAAGGAAAAAUUACGGUUUCUGUAGAAGGAAUCGAUGGCAACGCUUCUGUGGAGAAUUCCAAUGGGUUACAAAUAGUAGCCAAGCUUUCAGGGGGCAAGGGUGACGUGGCGUGGCAACACACUCAGCUUUUUAGACAGAGCCUCAACUCCCGGGACUACCCAUUUGAACUUCAGGUAUAUCUGUACUAAAAUCGGGUGAUUAAUAUAAAUUCCAAAAUGCGAUUGUAAAUAAGUUACCCAAACCUAGGCAAAAAAAUGCCAGCAAUUUAUUGUAUAACUGUAUUUAUGCUUUUUUGUAUGGUACUUAGUACCGCAAAAGUGGCUGACUAUAGACAUAUGUACAUACAUACAUACAUGUAUCUGUAUGUACACAUAGGAUGCAAAAAUGUUCUAGUGCGUCCCAGCCUCAGAGCCAAAAAAUAAAACAUAUUCAUCCAUUUA